Molecule: messenger RNA, 3251 nt
Organism: Acanthoscelides obtectus
Lineage: Eukaryota; Metazoa; Arthropoda; Insecta; Coleoptera; Chrysomelidae
Source: the annotation of a GenBank genome assembly
CGUGGGUCAAAUUUGCCGACAAGAGCCCGAACGUGCCAUGUGGCGAACAUUGGACACAUGUAAUCCGUCAGCGCUCUCCCACACGAUGUGGCGAAUGGUCAUGUGACCAACGUUGUAAGGCAUUCGCCACAUCGUGUGGGACCGGUUUAUACUCUGUGGUUUGACAUUGACGAAAUAGACGUGUGUUUUAUCAAGUUGUCAAAAAAAAAUAAUCCCAAAAAGAAAAUCAGCAAGUGAACAGUUUAAAAUGGCAGAUAUUCUAUCAGAAACUGUUUUACCCGAAGAUUUAAAGAAAUUCGAGAAAAUCUAUCAUGAACAGCUCUACAAGAACGAUGUCACUCCAAAAGCACAAUUCGAAUACGCUUGGUGCCUAGUACGAAGCAAAUAUCCAGCCGACAUACAGAAGGGAAUCAUAUUAUUGGAGGAAUUGUACAAAACACACGAAGAAGGGCAAAGGGACUAUUUAUAUUACUUAGCUAUUGGAAGUGCAAGGCUGAAAGAAUAUUCCAAAGCUAUGAACUAUGUUCGAUCUUUCCUAACUAUUGAACCAGGUAAUCAACAAGUGCUGAGUCUCCAACAAACCAUCAAGAAGAAGAUGGAAAAGGAAGGCUUAGUAGGAAUGGCAAUGGCAGGGGGUGUGGUCCUAGCUGUAGGAGCUAUUGUGGGAGUGGGGAUGGCUAUUGCCAAUAAGGCUAAGUGACAGUUCUUCCCUUUAGACACAGACGAUACCUUUUAGAGAUUUCAGCCACUGAAUAAUAAUUUAUAAAAGCAAAAUUUUGUGUGUAUAAGUUUUAUAUAAAAGUCAUUACAACAGAGCAUUUAUUCAUUUAUCUUGGUUGCAUUCUAUUUUUUUUAUCUACUGCAUUGUGACAGUCACUAAGACUAAUCCUGGUAGCAGACUGGAGAGACAAAUUUCAUAAAAACUGUAGCAUUGUUGUACAACACUCGAUAUUACAUAAUUCAAAUACUUAAUAAAGUGUGACGGGCAGUUUCACGUUAAUGUCAUAUACUUUAUAAAAUUUAUUCUGAUGUUGACUCUCUAAAUAUUGGCUGCUGCUGCACCACCUCAGGGGUUGCUAUGGCAACCUAACCAUCAAUAACGUAAUUAAUUCAUCAAUUAUGAUUCACUUAAUGAUCAGAUUUUCAUUAGGUGCCCAAGAUCAGAUUUUGUCUUCCAGUUCAGAUAAGACAUAAAAGCUUUCUUCUGUCACAGGUUUUAUGAAACCUGUUUCUCCAAUGUGUUGCCAGCCUAUUUUCCAAAGUAUCUGUGAUUUUCUCCUUAUGUGGUUUGUUGGAUCAUGAUUAUUAUUUAAAAAGUAGGUUAUCUUACUGAGGUUAUUUAGAUUAUUAAAAACUUGAUGUGUCAAUUGUAGUACACUGAAUGGUUCUCAGAAAGUAUAAGUUUUAUAAUAAUUUGUUGAGUAAGAAAAAAAAAGUUGACAGUGCUUAAGGGCUGUACAGUUAAACAACAAAACUGAAUAUUGAACUUUCAUCUCUUUUAGUGUUUAAUAUCGAAGUGUCGGUAAUUCAGUAUCAGAACUGUUCAGGUAACAGUAAAAUAUGAGGAGGUUUCAGUGAAACCAAGUAAUAAAUGGCAACACACAAGCAUUGUAUGAACGUUCAAAGCUAACUGAUUUGUUUGAUCUUCAUUUAAAUAACCUUCAUAGCCCCAGAAAUAUUUUAAGGCUGAACAUAAUUAUGAAGACAGAUCUAUGGGCACUGAAUCAUCAAACUACCACUAAAUAUAACAUCUGAUGUGUUGGCAAAUUCUUAACAGUCACUGUGAAUGAGAUAAACUUUUUAACAUUGUUCGAACUAUUUUUAUUAUUCUGAAUCAAGACCACUUAAAGAGCAGCCUAAUUUUCAUGUGAACAUUUGGCCAAUGCUUGUGUGCCUAUGAUUUGUAGAUAUUGCAAAAAAUAUCAUUGUCAUUGUGGUUGUAUGUACUGUUUGUCAUGUCUUGUCAGGGUGGUCAUGGGGCUUUUGGCCCUUAUUCAUUCAGUUGUUUUGAUUUAUUCCAGUCGUUUAUUAUCAUUCACAUCUGAAUAUAAUAAUAAUAAUAAUAAUAACGUUUAUUUGCAGAGCAAAAAAAAAUAGAAAGAAAAAAAUUAAAAAUGUAGGAACAACAUGAAGUUGCAGUUAUAAAGUUGUAUGGAAUUUCAUGUUAAUUUAAACUUAAAUUUCAUCACUCAACAUCAGGAAUAUUCACUUCUAAGACUGAAGUUAUUUCAAAUUGUUAAUUUCCGAUUUUAUUCAUUUAUAUUCACUAUAACCACACAUUUUUAUUCCCUACCCAAAGAAGUACUUGAAUGUAUAUGAUGUAAUUAUUACUGAUUUAGGCUGUUAUUAUUUAUUUAAUAGUUAAUAAACAUUAUGCAAAAAUGGUUGUUUUUUGUGAUUUGGUAGUUUUGACCAACUAAGUAGUUGAAAUCAAUAGUUGUAUGUAUGGAAGUAGUCUAAUCAUAUUAGCAAAUUUUCUCGAAAUAAUUGUAAAGCUGGUUUUAUUGGUGCAAGUUGUUCAUCGACGCUUAAAAUGGGUACACCAAUUUUUGUGGGAAAACUUUUUAUUUGACAACAAAGAAUGAGAAAACAGGUUUUUGGGAUUCAAUCGAAAGUGUUGACAGGAACGAAAAAACUCGCCAAGUGCUAAAACCUGCAGUUUGCCUCGAUUUUCGGCCAUAACUUUUUUGCUCUUAGUCGGAUCUUUUUACGUGUGAUCUCAUUUUGUAUCUCUCAUAAAUACCUAAAAACACUUUCGAUUGAAACCCAAAAAACACGUUUUGUCAUUAUUUGUUGUCGAAUAAUAUUUUUUCUCGUAAAAAUUGGUGUACCCAUUUUAUGCGUGCAUGUUUUGAAUACCUCCUUGACCAACUUGUAGCAAUAAAACCAGACUUUACAAUUAUUUCGCAAACCAGGGGUAUUUUCGUCUAAUAUGAUUAGACUAAAGAGGCUACUACUCAUGAGCAAGACAUUUUUUUAUAUCCAAGAAACGAGUGGAUUAGGUGUUACUACAUUUAAAUGUACAUUGUUGAAAUAAUGAAAAAGUCAUAGGUGAAAUAAAAAAAAUGUACCGUUGACAGCAUAUUUAAAAACCGUUUUUAUAUUGAUGUAGUGCCUAUUUUAUAGAGAAAACAAAGUCGCUGUUUCCGUACAGUUAUAAGAUCCUGACAGUAAGUCUCUCAUACAGGUCUUGUGAGAAAUGGUCUUUGAAAAUAUUAUAUUUUGUCCAAAUGUUUGAUCCUAUUAAAGAC